Molecule: messenger RNA, 598 nt
Organism: Fopius arisanus
Lineage: Eukaryota; Metazoa; Arthropoda; Insecta; Hymenoptera; Braconidae
Product: ATPase inhibitor mai-2, mitochondrial-like
Exons: 3
Coding region: 104-415 (103 amino acids)
Biological process (GO): negative regulation of ATP-dependent activity
Cellular component (GO): mitochondrion
Molecular function (GO): ATPase inhibitor activity
Source: RefSeq, a predicted model, not a curated record
GACACAUCUGGAUUUUACCCAGAAUACUAUAACCUUUGUGCCAGAAAGUAGUUGAAGCCCAUUGAGUUUUUUUCCUGACGAUUCGCGACGCAAAUUGGGAAAAAUGCAACGUGCGACUUUCAUUUUCUCCAGGAGAAUGGCAUCCUUGAGUCAAGCUAGGAUGUCUGGGGAAGCCGGAUCUGGGGCUGGUAGGGGUGGUGGUGGUGGUGGUGCCAUUCGCAGUGCUGGAGGAUCUUUUGGAAAAAUGGAAGCUGCACAUGAGGACCAGUACUUCUACAAUCAGCAAAAGGAACAGCUGCAGAAGCUGAGGGAUGGACUCCACGAUGAGAUUUCCUUCCACGAGGAGCAGAUCAAACGUCACCAGGAGGCCAUCAACCGUCACAAGAAGAGAAUCGGGGACAUGGAGCACAAGUGAAGGGAUUAAACCCUCAGGUCAUCUCUCAGCGGACUGUACCAGGAGUGUUUCCAUUUUUAGAGAUACGACAUCUUUCAACAAUAGUGUGCGACUCCAGCACCAGAUUGUGGCUAUUUUUUCUUUUUUUUUUUCAUACAAAUAUGUUGUUACAGUAUGUAGGAAUAAAUUUUUGAUUUUCAAAGA